AUGAGUUCCAUUAAGCGCAUGUCCCCAUUGGACUUGCUGUCUCUCAACUUGACCAACCUGGACCCCCUUACGGAGAACUAUGACCUCGGCUUUUAUCUAAACUACCUUACAAAAUGGCCGUCACUGUUCAGUGCGGUGAAGGAUCGCGACGCGGGCGUCACUGGCUAUAUCAUGGGAAAACUUGAAGAGCAACAUCCUUCUAUGCGACAAUCGGAGCACUACACCCCUUGGCACGGCCACAUCACAGUCCUAACUGUUGCGCCUGCCUGGCGCCGACUUGGUCACGCAAGCCGACUGACUGAACAGCUCGAGCGUGGGUCCGACAUCAACAAUGCCUGGUUCGUGGAUCUAUAUGUCCGAGCAGGCAACAAAGUCGCAGUAGAUAUGUAUAAAGGCAUGGGAUACUCCGUCUUCAGGCGAGUAGUCAGUUAUUAUAGCGAUGACCCAACCGGCAUGUCAGCUACCGGAGAAGACGCAUUCGACAUGCGGAAACCCUGCAGUCGAGAUAAAAAGCUAGAGCAUGUGCGGGAGAAGGGUGAAGAUUUCCUCGUUAACCCCGAGGACGUUUCAUAA
This is a messenger RNA of Penicillium angulare, 573 nucleotides long. Its product is annotated as peptide alpha-N-acetyltransferase complex B subunit NAT3. The transcript is spliced from 3 exons. Gene Ontology annotation, cellular component: NatB complex. Gene Ontology annotation, biological process: N-terminal peptidyl-methionine acetylation. The coding region runs from base 1 to 573 and encodes 190 amino acids. Gene Ontology annotation, molecular function: protein-N-terminal amino-acid acetyltransferase activity. Lineage: Eukaryota; Fungi; Ascomycota; Eurotiomycetes; Eurotiales; Aspergillaceae. The record is from RefSeq and is a predicted model, not a curated record.